Messenger RNA from Ctenocephalides felis (cat flea), 1156 nucleotides. Its product is annotated as gastrula zinc finger protein XlCGF17.1-like. Gene Ontology annotation, cellular component: PcG protein complex; transcription regulator complex. NCBI's taxonomy places the organism in Eukaryota, Metazoa, Arthropoda, Insecta, Siphonaptera, Pulicidae. Gene Ontology annotation, biological process: regulation of transcription by RNA polymerase II. The record is from RefSeq and is a predicted model, not a curated record. Gene Ontology annotation, molecular function: RNA polymerase II cis-regulatory region sequence-specific DNA binding; DNA-binding transcription factor activity, RNA polymerase II-specific. The transcript is spliced from 10 exons. Bases 224 to 1156 code for a protein of 310 amino acids.
GGUUGAGAAUUCACUUGCGACUGCACACAGGAGAAAAGCCAGAGAUAUGUUCUGUGUGCAACAAAGCGUUUUCUGAUCCAAGAACAUUGCGGAAUCAUGAACGAAUACAUUCUGGUCAACAUCCAUUUGAAUGUGAGCACUGUGAUAAACGAUUUCCUGCAAGAUUGGCACUACUUCAUCAUACUCGUUCGCAUACAGGAGAAAAACCCAAUAAGUGUCAUAUAUGUUCAAAAGUUAUGUGCAAAUGAAUAGCCUGCAGAUACAUUUAAGAACACAUACUGGAGAAAAACCUUUUAUUUGUAAAAUUUGUAAUAGAGGUUUCACAAACACUACAUCAUUAUCAUUGCACCAGCUUACACAUAAUGGUGUUAAGAACUUUCAAUGUAGUAUUUGUGAAAGAUUUACAAACAGUUCGGCACUGACGGCACAUAUGCCAAGGCAUACAGGCAUUAAAAAUUUUGUUUGCUCUUACUGUGGAAAACGAGUGGCACGUUCCGUCGAACUGCGAAUACACAUGCGCACUCAUACAGGUGAACGUAAUUUCAAAUGUGCAUACUGCGACAAACGAUUUGCAACUUCCAGCAAUCUUCGAUUACAUGAACGCAAGCAUACAGGUGAGAAGCCUUAUGCUUGCACAAUUUGUUCAAGAAGUUUUGCUGAUUCUCACGUGCUUCGCAAUCAUAUUAGAACCCAUACUGGAGAACGCCCACAUGAAUGUCAAAUUUGUCAUUCUCGAUUUGCUCAGCAGGCAUCAUUAAGGGCUCAUAUGAAAACACAUAGGAAUAAAGAUGAUCUCAAUAAUAGCGAUUCAGUCCCCACUGCAAUUAAUAAUGAAGAUAAUCAAAAUUUGCCUCAAAGUUCUGAAUUAAUAACACCUAGCGCUGUUGGCAGUAACUGUUCAUUAACUCAUGACCCAUUAGAUGAUCAAGCAGAUGGUAGUCUUCUCAUUGAUCAGACAGAAAGUAUUUUGAGUAAUAAUGAUAGUCAGGUCAUUUACAGCAAUACUGACGGAGAUCUCAUAUAUAACAAAAAAGAUAGCGUUAUAAUAUCGUUAUUACUACAGGAGCCUACACGUUCCAGUUUGGAUAAAAAGCAGUCGACAAAUGAUGCUUGGAAUGGAAGAACAUGCUCCAAAGUUCUGGCAGCAGUUGUAUAG